Molecule: messenger RNA, 1026 nt
Organism: Cyclopterus lumpus (lumpfish)
Lineage: Eukaryota; Metazoa; Chordata; Actinopteri; Perciformes; Cyclopteridae
Gene: tspan9a
Product: tetraspanin 9a
Exons: 7
Coding region: 1-1026 (341 amino acids)
Cellular component (GO): membrane
Source: RefSeq, a predicted model, not a curated record
AUGGAGAAGUCCAGCAGUGAGGAGUCAGCCAUUCACCGUAGCCCCUCCGUAGACAGCCGUGAAUCCGAUUUUGCCCAAGCCUCCACGUCUGGCCGCCCGUUUGGCAGCCGCGGCUUCACUGCCGGCGCCUUCUACGGCUCCACGGGGCCACGCAAAGACGCACAGCAGGGCCAGGCUGGAGUGGCAGCUGACCCCAGUGCGGGAGACAAGACCAACAACAAGUACAGCUCACCCAAAGGCAGCAAAUACGUGGUCUUUUACCUGGAUCUAUCCUUUGUGUUCCUUUUAGAAUUCAAGAAGUGCAACAUGGCAAGGGGCUGCCUCUGCUGCUUGAAGUAUAUGAUGUUCAUCUUCAAUCUCAUCUUCUGGUUAUGCGGCUGUGGGCUGCUCGGCGUGGGCAUCUGGCUAUCCGUGUCGCAGGGCAGCUUCGCCACCUUCUCGCCCUCGUUCCCCUCGCUGUCGGCUGCCAACAUGGUCAUCGCCAUCGGCGCCAUCGUCAUGGUAACGGGCUUUCUCGGUUGCCUGGGUGCCAUCAAGGAGAACAAGUGCCUGCUUCUGAGCUUCUUCAUUGUCCUGCUGAUAAUUCUCCUGGCAGAGCUGAUAUUGCUCAUCCUGUUCUUUGUGUACUCAGAUAAGGUGAGUGAGAACGCCAAGCAGGAUCUGAAGGACGGGCUGGCUCUCUACAACUCAGAAAACAACAUAGGCCUCCGAAACGCCUGGAACAUCAUCCAGGCCGAGUGGAAGUGCUGCGGUGUGAUAGCAUACACCGACUGGCACGAGGCCCUGAAGGAGAAGGUGGUGCCUGACCGCUGCUGCCAGGAACAUUACCAGAACUGUGGGCAUAACUCCACAAACAUGUUCUGGAACAGGGGCUGCUUCGAGAAAGUGGAGGAAUGGCUGGAUGACAACAAGCACCUGCUGGGAACCAUAGGCAUGGUCAUCUUGGUAGUGCAGCUCCUGGGCAUGGCGUUCUCCAUGACGCUGUUCCACCACAUCCACAGGACAGGGAAGAAGUACGAUGCUUAG